AUGUCUUGGCUGAGGAACCUGCUGCUGUUCACUGCAUGUGCUGUAACAUGUAUAACGGCUCAAUCUAGGGUAGAAAUUGCCAAUAUUUUGAAACGCGACGAGUUUUCUAUACAUUUUUCCAAUGAAACCAUACCCAUAACCGAGGCUUUGCAGUUACUUGAUGACAAGAAAGCAUACUCGCAAGACGCGUCCCUUCAAGUUGCACACACAAAUGGCAAGUUCCAGAUGUACAGAAUCACAGAUACAGAAGCGUAUGUUUGCCACAUACCUUUGGUGAAAUCUGAUGAGGGAGCUGAUCAGAAUAAGCGUGUGCUGCCAAAUAAAGAGACGGACGCCAUUCUGUCUCGUGGUCUUUCCCUCUUGGCAAAGCUACGUGGAAAGGAAUUGCAGAAUAUACAAUCAUAUUUUUCACAUGUGCUACGUUAUGGCAAUCAUAUACUGCAGUACCCGCUCAUGGCCAUGUUGGACAAUGAUGGGGUGCCUGAGGUUGACAAUCGAGAUACCCUUCCUGAAGGAUAUUACUUGAUGGGUGUGUGGGACAGCUUGGAAGGAAUAAAAAACGAAUUGGUUCCCCUUUAUAAUACUCCAUCAGCUGAUCUGGAUGACGAUGUGGCACCACUAUAUGAGGACAAUGCUUUUUUCAUCCAGCAAGUAUGGAAUGGGGGCACUGUUUGUGAUCUGAAUGGCUUACCAAGAACUACAACAGUCAAGUAUUACUGUGGCUCAAAUAAUAAAAUUCUGAGUCUGGCCGAGGUACUUACGUGCAAUUACGUUAUGGUCGUUGAGACAAAUGUUUUGUGCGAUGAUGUGGCGUUUAUUCCCCCCAAAACCAAGGAAUCCAACAAAAUUCAAUGCCAUAUGAUCACGCCUGACAAUUUAGAGGAAAGCAAAGCCCACGUGAAGCACGUCGAAGAGCGCCAUAAUCAUCGGUAUAAAGAUGUUCAUGAACACGAUGAUACAGGAAUUCUUGCUGAGAAGAUACAAGAUGUAGGAGCAGGGACAGGCGCCCAACCUACGAUGCAGUUGGACCCAAAGGUAUUGCAACUCAUUGACAAGUAUCUUCAGUCUCGUGAACAAAUGACUGAGACCACAUCCUCCACGCCGUCAUCCCACGAGACUUCCACUGUAAAAGCAACCGGGACAGUGGCGGAGCAGGCCUCUGAACUCCCUUUUCACCGGCAAGAAUUGUAA
Molecule: messenger RNA, 1191 nt
Organism: Malassezia restricta
Lineage: Eukaryota; Fungi; Basidiomycota; Malasseziomycetes; Malasseziales; Malasseziaceae
Product: protein OS-9
Exons: 3
Coding region: 1-1191 (396 amino acids)
Biological process (GO): retrograde protein transport, ER to cytosol; endoplasmic reticulum unfolded protein response
Cellular component (GO): endoplasmic reticulum lumen
Source: RefSeq, a predicted model, not a curated record